CUCCUUCCUUCACCAUAUCAAAGACACACACACAUAUAUAUAUAUACAUGUGUGUGUUUAUAUUUUUAAAAAGAUAAAAUAUAUAGCCUAUUAUAAAUGUGUAAUUUGUGAAUGCAAGAACUGAAGAUGGAAGAACUGGAGAAAGCGGUUUGGCAUGCAUUCAUAUUUCUAGCAGAUAAACAAUCUGGUCUUACACAAAAGUCAAAACUUAAGGUUUUAACCAAUAAUCUCGGAAAUGAAUUAGGAUUUUUAAAAUCGGAAGAAAAGUUGGACAAAUGUAGUUCCACAGAAUUAAAUUUCGAAGAAUAUUUGAAACUGCUAAAAUCAGAAGUUUUUACUGAUAGUCAUUUAAGUUUUACACCAAAAGCAGAAUCUAUCAAAGAAAUAUGUUGGAUACUUUGCAAGAAUAAAGUCUGGGAAUUUCCUGAUCAGCCUAAACUGAAAUCUUCCGAUGCUUUCACACUCUGGAAGCUGUUCAAUUUUCUAAGUGAAAGAGAGGAAAAUGGGCAAUACAUGUUACCUUUGUCGGUGGACAGAGCUGAGAUUGAACACCUAUUUGAUCGGUUUGGUCAUGUUACUGGUCAACAACCAGACCAGAAAUCUAUGGAAGGUGCAUUAAAUAAAGAAACUGAAAGAUUUCCUUUCCCUAAAUUACUCAGCCUCUUUCAGAAUCAAUAUCUUAAUAGGCUGGUAGAUAAUGAAAUAUCAAUAGGAUUAAACGAAAUUUAUGAUGAACUCAUUAAGGAUGUUAUGAAAAAGGGAAUGAUGUCGAAGAGAGGCACCCGUGUUGCAACAUGGAAGGAGAGAUUCUUUGUGUUGAAGCCAGCAUGUUUGUUAUAUUACACAGGACCAGACCAAAAAGAAAUGAAAGGGUCCAUCGAUAUCAACAACUCAUGUGCUGUUGUGCCCACACAAGAAAAAACUUGUAGAUUUAUAAUACGGACGAAAAUCAAAGAUUAUGAGUUGAAUGUCAGUGAUAUGAAAUCAAAGAAUGAAUGGAUUACAGUUUUGCAGAAAGCAAUUGACAAUGAUGAUAAAGAUAUCCAUUACCAUCGUGAUGAAUUGAUUAAAAGAUGCCAGAAUAGAUGGACCAAGAAACAACAGCUGGCUGAGGAGAGAGAGCAGCAAAAAAUUCGGCAGGAGUUAAUCGAAAUGAAAUCUAGAGAAUUAGAAGAAGAGAAACAGGCCAGAGCUGAAGCAGAAGCAAGGCUUCAGCUAGAGACAGCACUUAGAGAAGCUGAUAAAGACCAUAUGAAGGAACUGGAGCAACUUCUGGAAGAAGAGAGACAAGCUAAGCGUGACGAAGAAUUAGUGAGGGCUGCUCAAGCUAGAGUAUUACAAGAAGAAUUUGAGAAACGAGAAGAACUUGAAAGACUGAAGGCAAUGCAGGAGCAGCUAUUGGCAGAAGAACAAUCUAAGAGGGAAGGUAUUGAAGAGGAAAGGAACAAACAAGCGCAACUUUUGGCUGCAGCCAAACUUCAACUGGAAGAACUUCAAAGAGAGCGCAGUGUCGCUGAUGAACAGCUGCAGAGUGCAAAAGAGAAAAUCAAACAAGUUGAAACUGAAAGAAGCAAAAUGGAACAAAAACUAAAAUUCACCGUCAAACCGAUUGGCUUAGCUCGCUUGGUCCAGCCGAAAUGUCCAACAUUCAUCACUCACCGAGGUUAUGGGGCAUUCCCACAUUAUGAUUUACAGAAAAACCAUAAAAAUAAGUGCCUUAAUAACAGUACCGAAAAUCAGGAAGACUUGACUGAUGACGAUGGUGGCCGCAGCAGUAACUAGGAAGUUUUUUUUGUUUUUUUUUAAUUUUAGGAGAGACUAACAGAGAGAAAACAAUGAUUGUCUGAUCUGACGGUUGAUACUUCUUCCAAUAUAUUGUCCCCUUUGUUUUCGGUUUUUUUUUUUGGUAAUAUCUCUCCCAGUAUAUACAUACAGGCAUACACAAAUAUAUACAUGCAUUCACAUUUCAUACACAUGACCUCACAUGCAAACCAACAAGGGAGUUUGCAAUCAUAAGCUAAAGAGAAUUAAAAGGCAGUUGAUUCUCAA
Molecule: messenger RNA, 2049 nt
Organism: Octopus bimaculoides (California two-spot octopus)
Lineage: Eukaryota; Metazoa; Mollusca; Cephalopoda; Octopoda; Octopodidae
Product: switch-associated protein 70
Cellular component (GO): cytoplasm; nucleus
Source: RefSeq, a predicted model, not a curated record